AUCGCUGGCCCAAAGCCGGGCAUAUUUUUAGGCAAUUCAUGGGAACAGUUGUUUCUCAGCCGACACGAAGUAGAGAUACGACGGGUCAAAAAAUAUGGCAAACUAUUUGGAGUGUUUGAAGGAAAGCGAGCGAUACUACAUGUGGCGGACCCGGUGCUCAUCAAACACAUACUGGUGAAGGACUUUCACGCGUUCACAGACCGGCCGCUGGCGACCAAUGCUUUCACUAAAUCCGAUGUCAACCAAAACUUGGGCGCCGCUCGAGGCGAGCAGUGGCGCCGAAUGCGCACCGCAUUGACACCAAUGUUUACAUCCGGCCGUUUGCGGCGCACGUAUCCACUUAUCGGCCACUGUUUGCGGCAAUUAAUGGCUGCUAUGGUUGAGUCGGCCGACGACGGGCGCCCACUGGACGUCUAUAAGGCGUACGAGUGUUACGCCAUCGACACAAUAGCGGCGGCCGCCUGGGGUGUCGAGACAGACGCCGGGCACCGGCCGAACGACCCGCUGGUAAGCAACGCCCGACAGAUCGGUCAACUGCAGGGCGCGCGACGGGUGUUGCUGUGGUUCAUACCCCGGCCGGUGCUCAAAGUGAUGGGAGUAAACACGUAUCGCAACGCACGCGUCGCCGACACACUGCGCGAUCUGAUACGUCAACUCCUGGACCACCGCCGCGGCCAACAGAAUGGCCACGACUUUAUCAGUCAAAUGGUAAGGGCGAGGGCCGGGAGAGUGGCCGUUGCCACCACCUCCACAGUCCCAACAGGUGGUGAUGGGAUCGAUGCAACUAGUUCAUUUGAAGGACACCAUAUUAAUGAAGGGGAUGAACACAAAGAGGCUGUGAAAAGAGUGCUAACAAUAAGCGACAACAAUAACAUGAAUGCACUCAACGAAACCGAAAUCAUCAACAAUUCGUACAUAUUCUUCAUCGCGGGUUACCAUCAAUUGGUGAUAACCCUCUCCUACUGUACGCUUGAGUUGGCGCUCAAUCCCCGCCAACAGGAGCUCCUGUACGCGGAGGUGCGCGCAGUGGCGCCGGAACCGGACUCUGAAAUCCCGUACGACACUCUGGCCACUCUACCCUACUUGGAUGCCGUGCUGUCCGAGUCUAUGCGCAUACACGCCUCGCCCUAUAGGCUGCAACGGUAUGCCACGGCUGACUACCGACUCCCCGGCACUGAUCUGACCAUACGGGCCGGACAAGAGGUACACAUUCCGAUAUAUGCCAUACACCACUUGGACGAGCACUACCCGGAGCCGCAACGUUUCGACCCGGAGCGAUUUAUGGGCGAACGGGGCCGCAAACUAACCCCUUAUACGUACCUACCCUUCGGCGCCGGUCCCCGUAGUUGUGUGGGAAUGCGUUUCGCACUCUUGGAGGUGAAGUACGCGUUGGCACAUAUUGUGCGCCGCUAUCGGUUUGUCCGCUGCCCGGAGACCAACUCUCGGCCACCGCUGGCCAACCAUUUUUUCCUAAUAGUGCCCAAAGAGGUGUACGUUAAGAUCGAGCCCCGGGAGCACUGA
Molecule: messenger RNA, 1521 nt
Organism: Medioppia subpectinata
Lineage: Eukaryota; Metazoa; Arthropoda; Arachnida; Sarcoptiformes; Oppiidae
Source: the annotation of a GenBank genome assembly